This is a messenger RNA of Plutella xylostella (diamondback moth), 2095 nucleotides long. Its product is annotated as juvenile hormone esterase. NCBI's taxonomy places the organism in Eukaryota, Metazoa, Arthropoda, Insecta, Lepidoptera, Plutellidae. The record is from RefSeq and is a predicted model, not a curated record.
CGCGCGGGCCGGCCGCAGUGCCGCGCGCUCCGCCCCCGGCGCCCGACGACUGUUCUUUAUUUGAAAUUUUACUUUUUAAUAAUGGCGCGAAGUUUCGCUUCCCUCGCCGCCGUCGCGAUCGUGCUGGCUGGCGUGACGUCAUCGCUGGCGGCUGCCCGCUCGUUCUCGGACAGCUGCGGCGACGUGGCGGCGCGCACCGACGCCGGGCUGGUCUGCGGGCGGCGCCGCGCGCACCAGUACAGCCUCUACGCCAGCUUCCGCGGCAUCCCCUACGCCAAGCCGCCGCUCAACGAACUCAGGUUUCAGGCGCCGCAGCCCGUGGAGCCAUGGAAGGACUACCUGAACGCGACAGUCGAGGGUCCCAUCUGCCCUCAACAGACCAUCUUCUACGGUCCACUCAUGGAGCCGCGCGGCAUGGACGAGGACUGCCUCACCAUCAACGUGCACACUCCAAUGGACGCCUUUAUUGAGGUGCAGGACGCGGCGCCGCCCGAGGUGGACCUGGUGCCGCCGUACCGCGCCGGCGAGGUGCGCCGCAACUUCACCGGCGUGCCCAUCGUCGUGUGGAUACACGGGGGAGGGUUCGGCUUCGGGUCCGGAGACUCGGACGUGUAUGGACCGGAGUAUCUGGUCGCUAAGGGCGUGAUGGUCGUCACUUUCAAUUAUAGACUGGGCGCGCUGGGCUUCCUGUCGCUCAACACGUCGGCGGUGCCGGGCAACGCGGGGCUGCGCGACAUGCUGGCGGCGCUGCGCUGGGUGCGGCGCAACGGCGCGCGCUUCGGCGGCGACGUGAGCCAGGUCACGCUGGCGGGGCACAGCGCCGGCGCCGCCGCCGCCCAUCUGCUCACCCUGGCGCCGGCCACACAGGGCAUGGAGCUGUUCCAUAAAGCGGUGCUGAUGAGCGGCGCGGCGGCGCGCGGCUUCGUGGCCUCGUCGCCCGUGUACGCGGCCUUCGCGGCGGAGACCUUCCUGCAGAUGCUGGGCGUGAACGGCUCCGACCCCGAGCAGGCGCGGCGCGAGCUGCAGGCCGCGCCCGCCGAGCGCCUGCACGACGUGGCCGCGCUGCUGCAGGACCUGUUCGGCCUCAGCGUGUUCUACCCGGUGGUGGAGGCGCCGCACGCCGGCGUGGAGCCCGUGCUCGACGACGACCCCGAGGCGCUCGUGUCCAAGGGCCGCGGCAGCGACAUCCCGCUCAUGAUCGGCUUCACGGAGAACGAGUGGGAGUCGUUCCGGCCCAGGUUCGUCGAGAUCAGCAUCGUGGACAUUCUCCAAAUGAAGGAAGAGGUCCUGCUGCCUCCCGGCGUGCUGUACAAGUCGGAUCCUAAGGACUUGAAGAGCAAACUCGACCUGGUGAAGGCGCGAUACUUCCCAAAUAAUGAGACGACGCUGGACGAGUUCGGGCAGCUGCUGACGGAGUCGUACUUCCAGUACCCGGCGCUGUUCACGGCGCAGCGGCGGCUGGCGCUGGGCGGCGCGCCCGCCUUCCUCUACCAGUUCAGCUACCGCGGCGAGCACCGCGCCAUCGAGAACCAGGGCUUCCAGUACGGCGGCGCCGUGCACCUCGAGGACGUGCUCUACGUCUUCAAGGUCAACUCCAAGGCGCAGAUACCGGACGAGAAGCUCCAGGACAGCACGGACAGCAAAAUGCAGCAUUGGAUGACGAUGCUCUUCACAGAUUUUAUGCGCACCGGAAGCCCAGUGGGCGCGGACCGCAGCGCCGACGCGUGGCCGCCGGUGCGCGCGGGAGACUUCAGGUACCAGGACAUCAGGGCGCCCGAGCUGCGCAUGCUGAACCUCACGGCGGCGCAGCGCGAGAUGGUGCAGUUCUACGAGAACCUCUACAGCAACAGCUGAGCGCUAGAGUACCAGGACUGUAUAGCUUGCGGGAGUUCUUAUGGACCGAUUGAAAACGGGUACAACACCCACGGUGGUGUGGAAUUUGUAGUGAUAAGAAUUUGUGUUCGUGUUUAAAGUGUGGUUUGAAUGUGUGGAAUAAAUUAAGAAGUAUUUUUAUAAGAUAGAUUCAAAUGUACGCAUUUGGUUUAAUAAAUAGUUAGUUGUUUAUUUUGGUCAGCGGUGGUGUGCAAAAUUUUAA